This is a messenger RNA of Ilex paraguariensis (yerba mate), 435 nucleotides long. The record is from the annotation of a GenBank genome assembly. NCBI's taxonomy places the organism in Eukaryota, Viridiplantae, Streptophyta, Magnoliopsida, Aquifoliales, Aquifoliaceae.
GAAUAUAUGAAGAGAGGAAUAGAUGAGAUAGGCAUGACAAGGGAUGGGUGGAGGGAGGCGGCCGGAGAUCGAGUACGGAACCUGGGGAAAUUCACCACUAGGGAGGAGUAUAUACCUGGAACAAAGAUGGUUUUCCCGGGGCUGAAGAAGCCACAGGAGCGUGCUGACCUCAUUGCAUAUCUGAAAGAAUCUACAGCACAAUGAGUCUUUGACAUUCCUUUACCCCCUAUUCUUUUGCAGUUUCUUGAGGAAUAUUUUGCUUUGUGCGGAUCAGAUAAACUACUAUUUUUUUUAAUAAAACAGACGUUGCUCUGUUGUGCUUGCAGUGCCUUCAAGCAAUAUUUAUUGAAAUUGCCUUUGGGAAGAAGAGGUCAUUUUCUUUGGCAAACUGAAUUGUAUUUGGUUGGAUGCAUUUGACUUAUAAAUAUCUUGUUA